UCGUCGCGCUGCCCCUCCCCCGUCCUGCUCUGCCGCUGACGCGCGCUCCGAACCCCCACAGCUGGGACUGCGCCCCAAACCUGGGACUGCGGACGGCGUGACCCCGCGUCCGGGCCUGCCCGCGCCGGAGCAGCCCCGGGACUGCGCAGCGAGCCAGCUCCCCACGUGCCGACAUGGGAAAGUCUUUUUCUCACUUGCCUUUGCAUUCAAAUAAAGAAGAUGGUUAUGACGGAGUCGUAUCAAAUGAAAAUAUGAAGAGUGGAUUAGUUAAUAAUGAAGUCCAUAAUGAAGAUGGAAGAAAUGGAGAUGUCUCUCAGUUUCCCUAUGUGGAAUUCACAGGAAGAGACAGUGUCACUUGUCCCACUUGUCAAGGAACAGGAAGAAUUCCUAGGGGACAAGAAAACCAGCUGGUGGCAUUGAUUCCGUAUAGUGAUCAAAGAUUAAGGCCAAGAAGAACAAAGUUGUAUGUGAUGGCAUCGGUGUUUGUCUGUCUGCUCCUUUCUGGACUGGCUGUUUUUUUCCUUUUCCCUCGUUCUAUCGAUGUGAAAUAUAUUGGAGUAAAGUCAGCAUAUGUUAGUUAUGAUGUGGAAAAGCGAAUAAUAUAUUUGAAUAUCACAAAUACUCUAAAUAUAACAAACAAUAAUUACUAUUCAGUUGAAGUUGAAAAUAUCACUGCACAAGUUCAGUUUUCAAAAACAGUUAUUGGAAAGGCACGCUUAAACAACAUUACCAAUAUUGGCCCUCUAGAUAUGAAACAGAUUGAUUAUACAGUACCUACAGUGAUAGCAGAGGAAAUGAGUUAUAUGUAUGACUUCUGCACAUUGAUAUCCAUCAAAGUGCAUAACAUAGUACUCAUGAUGCAAGUUACCGUGACCACAGCGUACUUUGGCCAUUCUGAGCAGAUAUCCCAGGAGAGGUACCAGUAUGUGGACUGUGGAAGGAACACGACCUACCAGCUGGGGCAGUCUGAGUAUCUGAAUGUCCUUCAGCCUGAACAGUGAUAGCGGAAAGAGGUGCAGUGAAAUAAGAUGGUACUUUCUGACCUCUCUAGGAGGAGGUACUUCCUAAUAGCCGUCUUAAAUUGAAAAACCUAAAGUUUACGCCUCUUUUAAGAGUUCAGCUAAGAGAAAGUGGACUUGGAGCUCUCCAGUCUGUGUUGUACCAUGAUAUUUUACUUGAACAUAAAUUACUGAUUGGCUUGUACCCUCUGACCCUAAAAGAGAAAAAACAUAUUUUCCCUGUAACAUAAUAACUUUAAAAGUCAUAAAGAGAAUCCCUAACUCUAAGCCAGGUAAUUUUGGUGACAAAAAUAAUUUGAGAAACUUAAUUUCUAGAUGUUUUUUAUAGAAAAUUACCAAGAACCUAUUAUUCGUGGAGGACUUUGUUUUUUUUGUAAAGAUAACCUUUUCUUCUCAUUUUAUAUAUGGCAUUGUUUUACAGGGUAACAUUUCAACCACAUAACACUUUAGCUUUUAGCUAAACAUUUUUAGUUUUAAUUUGUUGAAAUUCUAUUCAUUUGCAUGUCUUUCACUUAUUUCAAUCUGGUGACUGCAUCACUUACCAACCAGAAUGAUCUUUGUAAAAUAUUUUACCUAAAACUUUCAAAACUUCUAUGUUUCACAUGUUUUUUCAUGUUACAUAGCUUUGUGAGUUGUUGUCUGACAAAGCCCUUUAAUGUACAAUAUUGUAAAUAAACUGCAUGCCUUUAUACAGCUUUGAUAAAUGUCCAAUAAAGUGAUAAACAUUCAAAAUUUAAAGUAAGUUGUUCAGAAAAAUAAAAUAGGAAAAUGAAAUUCAGAAGUCUAAAAAGUAUGAAAAGAUUCUAAUUAUAUGUUGGAUCUGGCAUAAAGUAGAUUUGAAAUAAAACAUUUUGAUGCUUCACUUUUUUAUGUUGCUUUUCAUACUAAGAAAUGGUACAUAUACUGUUUAUUCAGAUAGAAUAGGUGCCUAGUCAUCAUUUUUGUGAGAGUCUUAGAAGAUAGGAUUAUAUUUUUAUUGAAACUAUUCAAGAAAUCCUGUCAUCAAAUGAUGAAACCUAAAUUGUGGUUUUUAAAAUGUAAUCACUUUGUAUAUUAUAUGACAGGAUCCCUCUGGCUGUAACAUUUGUAAGGUUUUCUACUUUUGUUUUUAAUUUUACUUAAAAUUGUUUUCGGCCAUAAAUUUUGACUUACUCACUUGAU
Dipodomys spectabilis (banner-tailed kangaroo rat) is the source of this 2180-nucleotide messenger RNA. It is a transcript of the gene Tmem106b, whose product is annotated as transmembrane protein 106B. The coding region runs from base 174 to 1001 and encodes 275 amino acids. The record is from RefSeq and is a predicted model, not a curated record. NCBI's taxonomy places the organism in Eukaryota, Metazoa, Chordata, Mammalia, Rodentia, Heteromyidae. Gene Ontology annotation, biological process: lysosome organization; lysosomal transport; lysosome localization. Gene Ontology annotation, cellular component: lysosomal membrane. The transcript has 8 exons.